AAAGCGGCGGGGCCGGAAGCGGAAGCGGGGCCGGGGCGGGCGGGCGGGCGGUGCCGCCGGCGUCGGGGCCGGCGAUGCUGUCGCUGGAUUUUUUGGACGAUGUUCGGCGCAUGAACAAGCGGCAGCUGUACUACCAGGUGCUGAACUUCGGCAUGAUCGUCUCGUCCGCCCUCAUGAUCUGGAAGGGGCUGAUGGUGGUGACGGGCAGCGAGAGCCCCAUCGUGGUGGUGCUGAGUGGCAGCAUGGAGCCUGCGUUUCACAGGGGAGAUCUCCUGUUCCUCACAAACCGAAUUGAAGAUCCCAUCAGAGUGGGAGAAAUCGUGGUCUUCAGGAUAGAAGGAAGGGAAAUCCCUAUAGUCCAUCGUGUCUUGAAAAUUCAUGAGAAGCAAAACGGUGACAUCAAAUUUCUGACAAAGGGAGACAAUAACGCCGUUGAUGACAGAGGGCUCUACAAACGAGGGCAGAACUGGCUGGAGAAAAAAGACGUAGUAGGACGAGCACGGGGAUUCGUGCCCUAUAUUGGAAUAGUGACUAUCUUAAUGAAUGAUUAUCCAAAAUUUAAGUAUGCAGUCCUCUUUCUACUGGGUUUAUUUGUGCUCGUCCAUCGAGAGUAGCCUCUUGCACUGAAGUAUGAGGUGAAGGUGCCAUGGAAUUUUUUUAGAUGAACGUUUUAAGUAGCUGAUGGUCUGAUGUGCCCUGAGGAAGAAGAAAACAUGCAUUUCAAAGCUUCUUGCCAGUUUGGGUUUGUUUUGUUUUUUACUGCCUAAGGGCGAAUGUUUGUCACAGUAUUUCCAAUGGUUUGUCACAUUUUAGCAUUUUUAGUGAGUUUUUAUAUUAAAAUUCUAAGCCAAUCUGUUCAGUGUUUGUACUUUGAAGCUGAGCUUCCUCUUGAAGUGCCUGUAGGACUGUGUCCUCUCAGCCUGUGCCUCUGCUGGGCAAGCGUGACCUCUCCCUUUGCUGGCUGACCUGUCAAACAGUGAGCUGUGCAGGUGAUGGUUUUUUUCCUAUUCAGAACUGGAAUAAAGAUUUUGCAACUUGCCC
Calypte anna (Anna's hummingbird) is the source of this 1041-nucleotide messenger RNA. RefSeq names its product SEC11 homolog A, signal peptidase complex subunit (gene SEC11A). Gene Ontology annotation, cellular component: signal peptidase complex; membrane. Gene Ontology annotation, molecular function: serine-type endopeptidase activity. NCBI's taxonomy places the organism in Eukaryota, Metazoa, Chordata, Aves, Apodiformes, Trochilidae. The record is from RefSeq and is a predicted model, not a curated record. The transcript is spliced from 6 exons. Bases 75 to 614 code for a protein of 179 amino acids.